This is a messenger RNA of Meloidogyne enterolobii, 656 nucleotides long. The record is from the annotation of a GenBank genome assembly. Lineage: Eukaryota; Metazoa; Nematoda; Chromadorea; Rhabditida; Meloidogynidae.
UGAAAAUGAGUCAUUCAGCAGUGAAAACUAAAAAAUUAGAUUUCCCAACUGAAUUAAUCUUUGAAAUAAUAACAUUUGUCCCUUUCCGUUACAAGUGGGAAAAUAUUCGAAUUUCGAAAUUAGUUGACAUUAUUGUUGUUAAACUUCGAAAAAAAUAUAUAAUUAAUUUAAAAAUUAGUCGAAAAAUAUUAAAGAAUGAGAUCGAGGUCACAACUGGCAAUAUUAAUUUGUGCUUAAAAAAGUUGGCUUUCUUUGUUAAAGAUGGAUCACGUGCUGAAGAAUGCAUGCAAAUAUCUUGCCAAUUUGGGGGGAUUUUUUAUCAAAUUAAAACUUUUUCGAGUAAACAUGCGUGUUUUGCUAAGAUUGAUGAGGAGUUCAAAAAUGAAGAUUGGCCUGCCCAACCAAUUGUUAAUCAUUUUACGGAUCGUGACAAUUGGAAGAAAGCAGGCAAGGAGAGACAUCAGAUGAUCAAGAAUAUGGUUAAGUUUUUGGACGACAAGCAUGCUACGCUUGAUAAUUUAUUUUAUACUCCAUUUCUGAAAGAAUAUAAGAAUUUUUUGGAUCUUUUGUUGAGUGCAUUCAAAGGAUAUGUUGAAGUGGCAGAGAAGUCUUAUAAAGAUUUUAAUGAGCGAAUGUAUGACGAACAAAUUGAAUAA